Molecule: messenger RNA, 2008 nt
Organism: Zootermopsis nevadensis
Lineage: Eukaryota; Metazoa; Arthropoda; Insecta; Blattodea; Termopsidae
Cellular component (GO): cytoplasmic vesicle membrane
Source: RefSeq, a predicted model, not a curated record
CAAAAAUGUUUAAGUCAACCCUUGUUCGUAUAGUUGGCUGACAGCAAUGGCAAGGAAAUGUGAAAUCAGGCGUCACGACGGCGCCGACGCUGAAUGCUGGCGUAGUGUCUUUGGCUGAUCGAACUCAAAGACCGUAAAGUGUAAAAGUUUCACUAUUUUCACCUACGGAAGUUAUCCAUGUUCGAUAUACAAUUUUUCGGGAUUUUUGUCAUUUAGUGUUUCCACAUUAAUAGCAAUGGACAUCUAUGGUCUGAGUUGCUGACCAUGUGGUUACGUUAUCCAUUAAUACACAGUGAAUAAUGUUUGUGGUUGCAUUCCUUUUUUGCCGUCGAUCUACUAUGUUCUUUGGAGACCUCUAGUCUGGCAGUAGGCCAACGUCUAUUGGCCAGGUCAAUGUGACAUCAAAACAGUGGGUCUUGCUUCCUUCGUCAGUGUUGUGAGAGGAGACCGUGGCCUUUCGGUAGGGGACGGAUAAAAUGUAUAUGCUCUGUAUUUGGAUAUCGUGGACUAUUUGCAAGUGCCAAAAGAACACUCGAGCAGUAUUAUGUACGUGUCUAUAGCGGGAAUAUUGGCUCUCUUCAUGCUUACAGAAAAGGCAUCAUCAAAAUAUUGUGAUGGUGGUCAUUUCUGUUCCCCGCCUAAAGAAUGCUGCACCCUGGGUUGUUGCUACAUGUAUGUCCCAGGGUACCGACCACCGGCUGUGCCUCCACCAGCAAACAUCUUCAGUAUCGUUUUCUGGAACCACUGGUACUUCUGGUGCUUGCUGUUGGUUCUCAUCCUCUCAUGUGUGGGCGUGUGUGGUCUUUGGCGUCGUUGGUGCUUUUGUUGCUGGACGAGAGGCAGCUCUAGAGGAGGGUCCUGUGAUGAUGAGGCUGAUGCCAGUUCAGGAGAGUCGGCCAUAUCUUGUUAUCCUCCACCUCAGUAUAGUCGCUGCUCGUCCUUCCGUCAUGCACCACCACCAUACACUGAGGUGACAUCAAAACCUGAUUUGUAUCCAUUGGUCAAUGGCUACAUGGACAGUGGGAAGGGCAGUGCCGGAGGGAAUUACCUCAUGGUCCAGUACUUCCGCAACUACAUAGUCAGGCCCGUUGGUUCACUGUCAGCCACAAGCACCGCAGACUCACUCAGUUCCAGUUUCCUUUGCACAGCAGCCAAUGAGGCCAAUACAAUAAUUCCCCCACCAUACUCUUGGACUGGGUCUGGAAUUGGGAGUGGGAGCUUGGAUGAGUUUCAGACUUCAAAUCCAUCGCCAGCCCCUCCAGUCUUAUUACGUUCUGCGUCAUCAGUCACCAGUUUCAACAAUCAUAACAUCCAUUGCAGCAACUCAACAGAAAAUCUAUCACAUCAGAACAUUUCAUCAUUAACAAUGGUUCAACAGUCACUUCCUUGCAGAUCAGGAAACAUGCAGCAUCAGCAAAGCUUUGUGUCAGCAACAGCGUUAUCGACAACAGGCUCUGACAUAAGCAGCUUGGCUGGAGUGGGCACUCCUGGCUCCCCUCCAAGAGCAACUAGCCCCACUCUAGGGAUGCGAGAGUUGCUCGAUAAGAUUCAGUUGCUGCCUUUCCAACACGAAGAGUGUUCAGAUUAUUGUGUUCCUGCAGUCACUAAUUCUCAGAGUGACAGUAGGACAAAGAGGCAUCCUCAUCGUGGUAGUGGCAAGAACUUAUAUAUGCCAUUAGGUCUUGGAGUGGCUGGCUCACGACCAAAUAAAUGGCUGCCACGAUCUGCACCUGCAACACCUUCUGCACAUUUUGCACCUCCUUUCUUUGUACCACCACCAAGACCAGCUUCUUCAGGCAAUAGAAGGCAACAGUCUUCAGGAGCAACAAAGGAAGACGUGAGCCCACUGCUGGCUGAACAGCAUGCACAGAAUGGUGCAAUGUGAUGUUAUAAUUUUCUGUAUUUGGUUUAUUAUUCAACAAAAAUAUGUAUUUGUUUCUUACACAUGUGCAAGACUCAAAGUUUUUAGAUAAAAUUAAGAAAAGAAGUAUCUCAAUUUGAAAUCAUA